UAGUGGUGGUGGUGGUGGUGGUGGUGGGAACACGGCUGCCACUGCGACGGGUGCAAGGCGUGGUGGCAAGUCCAAGGCAACGCGCGCACUCCCGUUUUCGCGGCCAAUCGACGAAGAGGACUCGGAACUGUUUGUGAAGAUUGACACGGGACCAAGCGGAGUUGUGGCGGGUGCGGGCACAGCCAGCAGUGACGCGAACCAGGACACCACCGUCAUUGCUGAUUAUGAUGAUGACCACGACGAUGGCGAUGGUGAUGAUGGGCAGAGUGGCGUUGCGCGGCGUGGAGCAAAGGCCAGUCACUGCGAUACUGGUUUAACCAGCAACAGCAGCAGCAGCAGCAGCAGCAGCAGGAAGAAAUGGAUGAGCGAUCGCCAACGGGAGCGGCGGCGCGCGCGAAAGGAACAGAUGCUGAGCGUUCGCAUGUACACGUCUGUUGACGUGUCGUCGCAGGACUCGUGCUCACUGCUUGAGCAGUCCGACAGCGAUGAAGCGUGCGUUGGUGCUGGUGGUGGAGGUGGAGGUGAAACCUCGAUGCCUGCAAGCAAGCGAGCCAAGAUGGCAGUGGCAGCAGCGGUUGCCGCAUCAGCGUCGGCCGCGGCGUUGAAUGCGGGCAGUCGACACAAGAGGAGCAGAAGCACGACGCGUGGUGGCAGAGGCAAGCACGGCGGUCAUUCCCACGACGAUGGCGAUGAUGAUGAUGAUGAUGAUGAUGAUGACGAUGGCGACGUUGAGACGGUUGUGCUGUCUGGCGAUGAGACGGAGAUUGAGGAUGACACGUCCUCCGAAAGCGACGGGCGGGUGUCUCCACGCGUUGCCUGUGACAACGGCGCCGGUACCGAUGCUGUGGGGCAGGAGCGACGGCUCUUUGGAACGUGUGUGGAUGGUGUGCCGGUCAGCAUUCUGAAGCGCCGCGGGCAUUGUCGCACGUUGGGCCGCAAGCACGAACGCGAGCGUGAUCAAGCCGAUGGGCGUGGGCGUGGCCGCGAUGGUGAGUGUGGUGGUGAGUGUGGCGCAGGCCACCGUGGCGGGGUGACGUUUAACCUGGCAUUGAACACAAGCCACACGUUUGGUGACAUGAAGGAGAACGUGGUUGUGGCGAAAGCGAGGCAAGCUGAUGACGGCACCGGCCAUCACUGCGAUGGUGACGCCGACGGGGAUGUUGGUGAUGAUCAUGAUGGGCAUGACGGAGAUGAGGAGCAUGAGGAACUGCGAGUGACGGGAGCCAGUGGUCGAGACAGCGACGCAGGCGGCUGGAAGCAAACAACACGCAGCCAUAACAGCACCACCAGCACCAGGCGCGUCAACCGCGGCAGCAGUGGAUCAGCUGCUCGUGGUGGUGGUGCUGCUGCUGCUACUGCUAGCACCAGUGGUGUGACGCCUGGCAACAGCAUAGACCUCACGCCACCUCGGCAGUCCAAGGCGUCACGCGUGCUGAGAGGAACACCGCGAGCGCAACGCAUGUUGGCUGCAGGCACAGCUCACCACCGCCAGCAAGCGUCGCCCCAGAACAUCGACCAGCAGACAGGCAGGCGCUGACGCCAGUGUGGCGCUUUUGACACAGGAACAACGUGCACACAAAAACACAGCACACACACACAGCACACACAACACACAAACAAACACACAAACAGAGCACAAACACACAAACAGAGCACAAA
Molecule: messenger RNA, 1659 nt
Organism: Salpingoeca rosetta
Lineage: Eukaryota; Choanoflagellata; Craspedida; Salpingoecidae
Exons: 2
Coding region: 362-1537 (391 amino acids)
Source: RefSeq, a predicted model, not a curated record